AUGGCGACGCUAAUAGUUCGACGCUUCUUGUCUCGCCCUCUCUGCAUCCUCCCUGUGUCAAGGCGUGGCUAUCGCGGGGAUUCGCCGUCGGACUCUGGCCGGGACCUGCUGGAGAUUCCGCUGCCACCCUGGCAGUCUAGGCCCCACGAACCCUUGGAGACCAAGCGCGCCAGGCUGUUGUAUGAGAGUCGCAAGAGGGGCAUGUUGGAAAACUGCCUUCUGCUCAGUUUCUUUGCCAAAGAAAAUCUGAAUAGAAUGAAUGAAGGACAGCUGGACCUUUAUGACCGCCUGAUUAACGAGCCUAGUAAUGACUGGGAUAUCUACUACUGGGCAACAGAAGCAAAGCCGGUUCCAGAAGUCUUUCAGAAUGAAGUCAUGGAAAUGCUUAGGGAGUUCACCAAGAACAAGAACAGAGAGCAAAGACUGCAACAGCCGGACCUGGAGUAACUCUUUGA
Messenger RNA from Euleptes europaea (tarantolino), 455 nucleotides. RefSeq names its product succinate dehydrogenase complex assembly factor 2 (gene SDHAF2). The transcript has 4 exons. Bases 1 to 447 code for a protein of 148 amino acids. Lineage: Eukaryota; Metazoa; Chordata; Lepidosauria; Squamata; Sphaerodactylidae. Gene Ontology annotation, biological process: protein-FAD linkage; tricarboxylic acid cycle; mitochondrial respiratory chain complex II assembly. Gene Ontology annotation, cellular component: mitochondrion. The record is from RefSeq and is a predicted model, not a curated record.